Molecule: messenger RNA, 3130 nt
Organism: Daldinia vernicosa
Lineage: Eukaryota; Fungi; Ascomycota; Sordariomycetes; Xylariales; Hypoxylaceae
Product: DUF1752-domain-containing protein
Exons: 2
Coding region: 661-2394 (577 amino acids)
Biological process (GO): regulation of nitrogen utilization; negative regulation of transcription by RNA polymerase II; mitochondria-nucleus signaling pathway
Cellular component (GO): cytoplasm
Source: RefSeq, a predicted model, not a curated record
CCUGAUCCCAGUUCCGCCGCCACCACCCCCGGAGGACCCAGAGCGAAAUAAUAGAGUACAUCGGUACGUAUCUACACAAGUACCUAGGUACCAUCCAAAAAACAGUACGUACCGGACCCAGUGAGGAGUGGCCUUGCAAGUCCUUGCACACCGCGCCUUCUACCCUCCACCUAUCCUACCCACUCCACUCCCUCCUAUCAAAUACAUAUGUACAACACCUACCCGCUUCCUUUCUCCCCUUCUUUAUGAACCUACAUCAUGAACCACGAAGAGUUUGAUAACUCUUAAGUGUUAAUAACGUCGGCGGUCGUAAACAUAAUCUCGACUAGCAUUAAUCGACAGCAACAGCGACAUCCCACCCCGACGAAUAUCUCAUACAGCAGCUACAGAAGCUACAGCAGCAAUAGUACCACUUUCGGCACUUAUACGUAUAAUCCAUCCCUUCUCCCGCCGCCGUACUUUGGACGAAUUCCCCUGAACUUUCUCGCCAACAGUCUAUUUUCGGCGCCGAUUAUCUUGAUAAUCAGCCUCUGGGGAGCUUAAGGAACCGAGUUCUUGUCCAAUUCGACAUUCGCGAUCGACUUCGCGAAAACCGAAUUCACCAUAUAUCCACUACUUUCUCCUAGUCUGCUCCAGCAGCCGAGCAGCCAUUUAGACGGCAUGCCUUGUAAAGCUGAAGGGCUGGUCCUGACCGUGGACCCGAACGUCAUCCACAAGGUCGACACCAACAACCCCCAGAACCUUUUUAGCAUGUGGACUGUUUUCUCCAGGUGUAAAGAUUCAGUCGAGCAAGGUCGAAGGUUAGAAAAUCUCAGUUGGCGAUUAUGGAAUAGAGAGACCUUCUGCUGCGAAGCUAAGGAAUUAUCUGCCGCAUCCGCAACCACACUACCGAAAGACAUCCCCGCCCAACAGCAAAUAUCAGACCUCCCUCAACUAUCAGGAAGCGUCGAUUCUGUCGCCGACGAAGAAGCAAUUGAUUUCACUACCAUCUCCGACCCUAUGGAAAUCGUCCGCCCUCGAAUUGUCCGACAAGAUUCUUGUGCCAGCAGCCGAAGUAGGGGUCGUGAGCGCCAUAUCACCUCGGACCACCUCGAGAAGAUGGUAGUUUCUAUUAUCCAGGAGAAGGAGCCGAACUUGGCGCCAUUACCCGCUAUGAGUUCUCCUUCAGUCGAGUCAUCAGAUGCCUCUCAAUCAUCUUGCCUAGAAGCAGAACAGACCCCCGCGACUCAGAUGAGCGAUUCUGGAUGCGAGUCAGUAGAUGCGCCGUCGCCGCAUCCGAGGCCUAUAGAGGCUCCUGCCACCACCGUCAUCCGAGGUUUCUCGCCGUCGCAGAUCCCGUCAUUCCGUGUAUCUCACGAACCCAAGUCAGCUGUGCAGGACCCGAUUCCUGAGCCUCAGUCGUCUCCUGCCCCUAAGCCAGUGCAGCUUAAGAAGCAGCCUGCAAAGUUCAAGUUUGGCGAUUCUUCUAGCAACGAAUCCUCGCCUCAAAGUGUAGAGGCUCGCAAGGCCAUGCCCCCGCCCCCGGCUCCUAAGAGGCCCAUGUUCGAAGUUGGCGUCGGAUCAUCUGGAGAAGACGACAGCCCUUCUCUAAAGAGUGCCAUGCACUCUUCUCGACCGGGCUCCAUGCUUAACUGCCAGAAGAAGCAGACCUCUUUCAACAACCACGUUACAAUGAGGACAAUCCAGACGCCUAGCGAUCAUUCCGACAGCUACAUGGAUGAAAGCGCUAUCGAUGAUGAUGAGGAUGAUUCUGAGUGGGAAGACUCCAUUGAGGAGAGUGGCAAGUCUAGUAUAGAUGAUGCAGUCACAUUCAAGCGGGUACCAUCAAAGGCGAACCUUACUUCUCAAAGAUCACUGAUUAGCCUCAUGUUCGCUGGACAAGAGGAACGAGCUAAGGGUCUUAGCAACUACGCGUCGCACUCGACGCCUGCUAUUCCCCAGCGCGCGCGAGCACUUCAAACCACAUCCAACAUGAAUAUGGUAUCCUCUCCUAACGAUUCCGAUAAUGGCCUCGAGAUGCGCAGAGGUCUACGACCUACGCCGCUAAAACCAAUUAACGAGGUCACGAGAACCGGCGCCCAGCCCAUCAUGGUUAACCCUCAGACCCACCACUACCACCAAGCCGCGUUAUCGCCCAGGACAACCCGAAGGAACAUGUUAGCCACAGAAUUGACAGAGUCGCUACGCCGUCAACUUCUAUGGGAGCGACAACAAAAGUCGUCUACCGCUAAUGCCGUCUUAAAAAGGCGCCAUACUUCCCUCGACGUGGCCAAUUUGAAGCAGUAUCCAGAAAAGGCCUACAUGAGCAAGGGUCAAGAAGAGCCCAACUCGAGCAGCUGGAACCAAUACUUCUCCCGCGACGACUUCGGCGGCUACCACGCCCAGGGUUGGUAAUCUACCCUAUCCUACGAACCUCAACAGAAUCGACAGAAUAAUACCCAUCAAUCGAGUCGCCAGCAUGCAACUCGAUGGCAGAUCACAGGCUGCCUUGUAUUUUUUAUUUUUUUUUUCUACGAAGCAUUGCGAAGGUGGUUGCUUUCUACGAUACCGAUUGCAUUGCAUGAGGGCCGGCGUUUAAUGAUGUUGUUUAAUCACGAGGCGUCCCAUCGCCGAUAAUCCCACACUGCAUGGUUAGCCAGUGGGUUGGUCUCGGACCAAUCACGGUGUGGCCUCACCGUUACAGCGCAUAGGCUGGCUGCUUUACGGCCCGCUCGAGACUUAUCGUCGUGUCUAUGGCACACUCGCCUUUAGUUUUCAUAUUUAUUUGGCACUAAUCGGCGUUGCUACCCGGAUGAUACCACGGUCCGCGUUUGAUUUUGCCCUAACGGAAGGGCUGCAUUUGCUUUCUACUACUCAUAGUGUGUAUUUCAAGGAGAAUUAGAGGGCGACCUCAUGAAGAAGGAAUGAUGAACCAAAAGCAGGAAAAGAAAAGGGAGCUGUACUGUAGCGCCCAUCGCGGCGAAAAAAGGAGGGAGGUUUGCUAGCUAAAAAUUCAAAAGGUGCUGAAGAGAAGCGACCUAGCAAACAGGCCCAAGAGGAAGAUAAAAUAGCAUGCGCCAUGACCACAAAAACAUAGUAAAAAUCUUCAAGGCCUACCAAAUAAAAAGAAUAAAACGUGCUCCAACAUUCA